AUGGUUGAGGGUGAAUCAAGCAAUGCAAGAGAGACAAGGCUUAAGAUGCAAGCCGAUUUGAAGAAGAUGGAUCAGAGGAUGGAAGAAUCUGAUGCAGAGGGAUAUGUCUACUCUGAGGAACAGUCUGAGAGAAGGAAUGUGAGGACUGAGAGUGAAGAGGAAGGAGAAGAGGUGAACCAAUUGGUUGAUGAAGAUGACCAAGAGGGGAACCAAGAUGAGCCAAUGGAAGAGGCUGAGGAAGAGCAAGAGGAGGAUGAGCUCCCCAUGUACCAAGAGCACUACAUGCUCUCUUCUCCAUGGACUUUGUGGAGACUAAGCACCCACAUGAUGACACCAUGA
Molecule: messenger RNA, 339 nt
Organism: Microthlaspi erraticum
Lineage: Eukaryota; Viridiplantae; Streptophyta; Magnoliopsida; Brassicales; Brassicaceae
Source: the annotation of a GenBank genome assembly